AUUUUUGUUGUUGACACGUAGCGCUGCUUUCAAUCAAGACCGAUUCUGAGAGCGGUCGUGUUUUUUUUUAUAGAUAAUUGUUUCCUCAACUGUCCCGGAAUGACUCCCAAAUUGAAGAUCUCGGAAUGUGUGCUGCAGCGCAUCACCAAGGUCACAUCCCAAUGCAGUGGCGAACUGUUCGGGAUCAUGUGCCGCGGCACGCUGACCGUGCUGGGGUUCAUCCUCGAAGGCAAGGAAAAGUCCAGCACGCUCAACUACAGCCAGAUCCAGAACAACUUCCCGACCGAGAUCGACCUGUGCGGGCUGAUCAAGUUUGGGCCGUGCAGUGACGCCGAGGCCCACCUGAGCGAGAUCCUCCAGGACGUGGACAUUACGGACAAUCCGGUGCUGCUGAACUGUGACGCGGAUGGGGAGAUCACGGCGUCGCUGUUCAAGCACGGUCAGCUGGAGGGAAUAAGCUACGAGGUCGUCAGUGAGACGGAUUUGUUCCGGGAGUACAUGCUGCUGAGGUUGCGGUGUAGUUUGGAGCUGUACUGCGAGCAGAACGAAAAGUCCGUGGCGGAGAAUGCUUUUACGUUGAGGAAGCGACUGGCGGCGGGGAAUGUGGCUUUUGCUGUUGCUGGGAGCAAAGUUAUUUUGAGUGGCGGAUCGAGUGGAAGUCAGGUGGUUGGACUGGGGGCGGAAGAUUCCAUGGAGACGCUGCUGGGACUGAGCGCGAAGGUGGAGGACGACGGGUUCGGAUCAACGGGAAAGGGUGGAAAGAAGAAGGGAGCGGCAGGUGGUAACGUGGUUCCGACGGAGUACCAGGUGGUCAAUAUCAACAUGUUGGUGAAGAAGUCGAAGGAUGCACAGGACGAGAAGUUGACGCGGGAAGCGUGCAACGUGACGAUCGAUAGCAAGAAUGGUUGCAAUCGCGUAAAGAUUCCACUGCAGCUGGACGUGCUCAGUAUGAUUCACCGGGAAACCAAGGUGGUCCUUUGCUACGACAUUCUGGUUGAAAGCGUGUGCCGUUCGUUGCGUCUUCUGGAAAGCAGCUUCGUGGAACAGCUCGGUCAGUACAAGAAGGUACACGUUUCCAAGUGCUACCACAUGAUGCCGGAAAGUCUGGGUCACUUUUUGACGUGCGUUUACCCCGCGGGAAAUGACGUGAAGGAAGAAGACGAGUUUCUGCUGGAGAAACGACGUUCGCUGCACCUCCAGUUUGGUCUGCCGACAAUCCGACCGUACUUCCGGAAAGCCAACGGGUUCAGAUUCAGGGAAACCGAUAGCAAACUGCUGUUCAACCCUCACGUAGGAGUCAAGCGACAAUUGACGGAAGGCAAACUAUCGCUGGUACAGGGACGGUACAGCUACCACCACUACAUGCAGGACGGAUUCAAUGACGACGGGUGGGGUUGUGCGUACCGGUCCCUCCAGACGCUCAUCUCGUGGUUCAUCUACCAGGGUUACGCGGACGUUCGCAUCCCGACCCACACGGAAAUUCAAAAGUAUCUGGUCCGCGUUGGAGACAAACCCGCCAACUUUGCCGGUUCACGCCAGUGGAUCGGAUCGACGGAAGUCUCAAUGUGCCUGAACGAGUUUGUCAAGGUGGACUCGCGGAUAAUGCACGUCAGUUCGGGCGCGGACAUGGCCACCAAGGGAUCGGAGCUGGCGUACCACUUUGAGACCCAGGGAACGCCGGUCAUGAUCGGUGGAGGGGUGCUUGCGCACACCAUUUUGGGGGUGGAUUUCGACAGGAAUACUGGGGAUUUGAAAUUUUUGAUUCUGGAUCCGCACUUUACGGGGGCGGACGAGCUGGGCACGGUGCUGGCGAAGGGUUGGUGCGGUUGGAAGGGCGUAGACUUUUGGAACAAGACAGCGUACUAUAACUUGUGCAUGCCGCAGCGACCGUACGUGUUUUAGACGAAACAACGAACGAUUGACGAUUGUUUGGAUGAUGAAAUAUAUUUUUGUUUUUUGA
Culex pipiens pallens (northern house mosquito) is the source of this 1960-nucleotide messenger RNA. RefSeq names its product probable Ufm1-specific protease 2 (gene Ufsp2). The coding region runs from base 100 to 1902 and encodes 600 amino acids. The transcript has 5 exons. The record is from RefSeq and is a predicted model, not a curated record. Lineage: Eukaryota; Metazoa; Arthropoda; Insecta; Diptera; Culicidae.